GCCGGCGCAGGCGCGUUGCGGGGAGCGCCGGCGUCGCGCAUGCUCAGAGCGCUGACGGCGGAGGCCCCCGAGCUAUGGCGCCGAUGAGUUAGUGGCGGCCCCGAGGAAAGGGCGAAGACAGGCGGCGGAGGAGAUAUGUCCCGGGCGGAGCGGGCUCCGGGAGGGGAGUGCCUCGAGGAGGAGGAGGACGAGGCCCUGCAGGAGGAGGACCAUGACAUCGACCAGUUCAACGAGGACACGUUUGGGGCCGGGGCGGUAGAGGACUGGGAGGAGCAGACGGAUGGCCUGGGCGAGGAGGGGGCCCGGGACCCCGGCGACGACCUGCUGGGGGCCAGCGACCUGGCGGAGAGCAUCAGCCGGCUGGUGGUGGAGAGCGAGCUGGAGGAUCCCGCCAUCAUGGGGGCCGUGCCCUGCAACGCCGUGGAGCGGAUUCCUCAGCUCCACCCGGGCAUGUGGGAAGGCCCCACCAUGUUCCAGGGCAUGGGAAGCCCCUUCUUCUCCCACCUGGAGGGCAGCCGAAUUCUCUCCGGCUCGAGGGACUGCGUCCAGCCCCAGCGGCCGGCGGCGGGCGCCGAGCGGGAUCUGUCGGACCGGGCCCCCCCGCCGAGAUCGUCCUCCCCGGUGAUCGGCUCCCCGCCGGUGCGGACGGCCCCCAUCGGGACCCCGCCCAAGCAGCACGGCCCCUUCCUCCUGGGGCAGCAGCCCUCCAUCCUGUGCCCCACCCCUGUCCACGUGCGGGCUCCGAUCCACCAGCGAUUCUCCGCGCCCGUCGCGGACCGGCGCUCUCCGACGCAGCUGCUCCAUGUGAUGAACUCAUCACUCCGGUCCCGCCACUCACAAGGCAACGUCUCAUCAGCCCUGAACCCCCUUCUCCUCGGUGCCGGCCAGGCCGGCAGGAUGUCUCCCAGCCACCUGGGCCGGGCCCCCACGUUGGCGGGGGCUCCGCUGUCGGCCCUGCCGGGCGGGCUCCUCCCGGGCCCAGGGGGAAUGCUGAUCCCGCCGGCCGCUGGCUUCCGGCCCUUCUUCGCCGGCGCGGGGGCUGGCCGACUCCAGGAGCUGAGGUCCGCGCAGCCGAUGGCCCGUGCCGCCACCACCCACCUCCACCCCCAACACCGCCGCCUUCUCAGCCAGAGGUUGCAGAUGCAGAACGCCAGGGGGCACCCCCGGGGGCAGGGCGGCCCCGGAGGCGAGCGGCCCGGCAGGGGCUGCCACCCGGAGCCCAGGGACCCGUACAGCAACCUGAUGAGCCAGCGGGAGAAGGACUGGGUCAGCAAGAUCCAGAUGAUGCAGCUGCAGAGCGCUGACCCCUCCCUCGACGACUACUACUACCAGGUAGGCCCGGUGGGUGUGGAGGCCGGCUUGCGGCCCGCGUCCCGGGAGCAUCAGGGGCGAUGGCUCCCUUCGGCCCGUCUACCCGGUGCCGACCCGGUAGCCAGGACUGAAGCCCAGGACCCGGCUGCACGAGGCAGGGUGGAGGCCGAGGUCUCCGAGCUGCUCCUCCCGGAGACGGAGCUGGGCGGAAGCACGAGGGACGGAUACGGCAGGAAAGAUGGACCGGCUCGGAAGAUGGAUGGAAAAUUGCUCUGUGAUGGCCUGGCACUUGUGGCCAGACCCUCUCCGACACCGUCGCCCAACGGGUUACAGGUGCCGUCGCCGUGCGCUUGA
Messenger RNA from Hypanus sabinus (Atlantic stingray), 1665 nucleotides. RefSeq names its product protein PAT1 homolog 1-like. The record is from RefSeq and is a predicted model, not a curated record. Gene Ontology annotation, biological process: deadenylation-dependent decapping of nuclear-transcribed mRNA; P-body assembly. Gene Ontology annotation, molecular function: RNA binding. Gene Ontology annotation, cellular component: P-body. NCBI's taxonomy places the organism in Eukaryota, Metazoa, Chordata, Chondrichthyes, Myliobatiformes, Dasyatidae. The transcript has 11 exons. Bases 136 to 1665 code for a protein of 509 amino acids.